UUGUUUACAAGCUGAAGCUCCAACCGUAACACUGGCAGAAGCCAAAGAAAAAUGUCCACUGACAAGCCAUCUCUUGAAGACCAUCAUGCUGGGUCAGGUCCUGUCCAUGCUGAUCUGUGGGACGGCCGUGACUAGUCAGUAUCUGGCAGAAGCUCAUGUGGAGACACCAAUGCUGCAGAGUUUCCUAAACUACGCUCUGCUGUUCCUGACCUACAUCACCACUCUGUCACUCAGGGGAGGCGAUGAGAGCAUUUUUCAGAUUUUGAAAAAGAAGUGGUGGAAGUAUUUGCUGAUGGCAAUCACGGAUAUUGAGGCAAACUACACAGUCGUGAAGGCUUACCAGUUUACUACACUUACAAGCAUUCAGUUGCUGGACUGCUUUGUGAUCCCGGUGCUGAUGGUGCUCUCGUGGUUCUUCCUGAAGACCUGUUACAGGCUGCUACACUUCAUCGCCGUGGUUGUGUGUCUGCUUGGGGUCGGCGCGAUGGUGGGAGCCAACCUGCUUGCUGGAAGACACCAGGGCUCGGACUCUGACGUGUUACUGGGUGACGGCUUGGUGCUGAUCAGCGCUGCUCUGUAUGCCGUGUCUAACUUGUGUCAGGAAUACACAGUGAAGAACCUGAGCAGGGUGGAGUUCUUGGGCAUGAUGGGACUUUUCGGGACACUGAUCAGUGGUGUACAAAUGGCUGGACUUGAGAUUGAAGCGGUCAGUAAGAUCAGCUGGGACUGGAUAAUAUGUCUGCUCUUCCUUGCCUACAUGCUGUGCAUGUACGGCCUGUACAGUUUCAUGCCUGUGGUGGUGAAGAUGACCAGUGCUACAGCAGUGAACCUCUCGCUGCUCACGGCUGACCUCUUCAGUCUCUUUUGCGGCAUUGUACUCUUUCAGUACAAGUUCUCGGUCCUCUACAUUGUGUCAUUUGUGGUGAUCACCGUCGGCUUCAUCCUGUUUAACAUCGUUCCCACCUACACACUAGAUCUACACAAAGCCACCCAGAGUACUUAUGAGAGUAUGGCUACGGCAGAGGUGGUACAGGGAAAUAGAAAGACUGCGCUGGACUGGCAGAAAGCUGGAGAGCAGGACAAGUGUGGACACACAGAACCCUGUACUACUCUCUGUACACUGCCGAUGUACCAACUGUAA
Molecule: messenger RNA, 1141 nt
Organism: Neoarius graeffei (lesser salmon catfish)
Lineage: Eukaryota; Metazoa; Chordata; Actinopteri; Siluriformes; Ariidae
Product: solute carrier family 35 member F2-like
Exons: 8
Coding region: 86-1141 (351 amino acids)
Biological process (GO): transmembrane transport
Cellular component (GO): membrane
Molecular function (GO): transmembrane transporter activity
Source: RefSeq, a predicted model, not a curated record